GUAUUCAUAGUCAUUGUCACCACCAAGCAAAACAUUCGGGACCUGUUGAUUAUGGAAUUUUCCUUGAUGGGGGCCCACUGAACAAAGCCUAUUUAAAACCUUGUCGGUGCUUUUUUCUUUACGUGAAAGACUAGCACUGGAGAUGUGGAAAUUAUCCGUAGGAGGGUUGGUGGGAAUUAUUCUUUGCUUUCAAUAUGCCUAUGGUCAAAAGUUGGCGAAUAAAAUUGCCAACAACCUGGGAGUGAAAUAUGCUGUGCGUACAAACUUUGCAGUGGUGGGUCGAGUCCCCCAAUCCGUAGCCAUACUUACUUUAAAGAACAAAGGAAACACCGAGUUACCAAGUUCAGGAUACUCCAUAUUUUUCUGUCAUGACAAUUUCUUGUUCCCUGUCAGCUAUCAAGAGGAACUUGGUAAAUACGAAUCUGCGCCUUACGGGGGAUCUUUGUUGAUAGACGGAUAUAUUUUCCAUUUUAUCCAUGGUUGUAUGUACGAAAUGAAGGCGAUCAAUGCUGCCAUUAAGCCACAAGAAUCCAAAAACAUCACUUUAUACUUCUCACCAUUUAGUGUUUCUAAACAUGACGCAUUCAGAAACUGGUAUAUUGUCGAUGAUGCCUCCAAUUACAAAGUGAUACCAGACACCCAAAACCGAGACUUUGUGGCAGACUUUGAAACUCCCCUCAAUCAGUUACGUAGAACAGACGACUUGGACAGUGUGCCUUUGGAACCACAGGAUAGGCAGAACAAUACUGUACCUUUCAAUAACACCGGAACCUCGAACGGUGUAAUACCGAAACCUAGAGUCCAAACAAUCGUUAAUGCAGCCGCAAACAUCGACAUUAAAACACCUGGAGUUUGGAAGAUUUCCACCAAACACAGGGCGCUAGCGGCUGCAAAGAAAUAUCUGGCAUCUGAAACUAAUAUUAAGACAGAUGAUGUGGCUCCAUCCAAUCCAAAGACUAUAGAACUCAACCUGAAGCCGGCAUCGUACUUUCCUACAAAUGAAUAUGGACCCUUUAGUGACGAAGCUUACGAAUUAAAGAUAAAUCCGAACAAAAUUGAAAUCAAUGGCGCCUCCUAUAAUGGAGUUAUCAAUGGCAUCCACACACUUACUUCCCUGCAGGCCUGGGGGAAAGUCUCUCGACAAACAAUUAAGGAUGGUCCAAGAUUUUCAGAAAGGGCUCUAAAACUGGACAUAGCAUCCAACUUUUAUAAACCCUCUGAAAUAAAAAGGAUUAUUGAUUUGAUGGCCUAUUACAAGCUUAACCGUCUGUAUUUGCAAAUCUGGAACAACCAUGGACUUCGAUUGGAUAUUGGAUUUGGAGUCGCUGAGAUCGCUGGAAAAAGGUGUCAUGACAGAGAAGAGCAGAGGUGUUUAUUUACCCAACUUGGAUCCAAACCAGACGGAACUGGUAAAGGAAACGGAUAUCUGACACCCAGUCAAUUCCAAAACCUCUUGAAAUAUGCAGCAAAGCGCAACAUCAUGAUAGUUCCAUCGAUUAACGUAGGCGAUGAUGCACGUGCAGUGGUGGUGGGUAUGCACCGAGCCAUACAGCAAAACAAUGAGGGAAUAAGCUUGUUUGAUCCUACAGAAGUUGCAGAUUUGAGAAUGUCUGGUAGAUAUCCUGGAAAAGACAGUGCCAUUAAUCCAUGUAGACCCGAGACACUUGACUUUGUGAGGUACAUGUUGGGAAACUUCACUGAUUUGUAUGCACGUGCAGGAAUACGGUUCAAUAGAUUGCACUUUGGAUCUGACUUCAACACUGAACAAAUGAUGACCUCCAAGCACUGUUUCCCGAAUCCUCCCAGAAACGCAACAGAACUCCAGGCAGCUCGUUCACACCUAACAUUUAUUAAAGCUGAAUUCCUGAAAAAUAUUGGGGACAUAUUCGAGGGAGCGAAGGUUGAUUUGAGUGGAACAGUAGAUUUCUUCACUGGCUUCCCUGAUAACAGUCACGUGUCCAGAAUGACAGUUAUGGACAAGAGCAAACGAUACCCAAAUAUAAGCGCUUAUGCCAUCAAUGAUGACUAUAUGCGAUUUAAUCCACCUGCAACACCAAAUGUACCAAUGGAGGUUUACUCUCAGCGCGCCCAACUUUUGAAGAACAACGGCUACAAGGUUUUAGUGUCUCCUCCACAUAAAACCAAGUUCGAUACAGCAUACGAACCUGAUCCUAACGCGCCCGGAGAUUACAGCGUCGCUACCAGAAACGUGAGUUUAAGAGAAGCAUUCUCUUGGGCCCCCAACAGCAGAUGUUGUAACCUCAAUCUCGCCCCCGAACAAAUAGCCAACGAAGUUACCAAACACGGCUGCCUUACAGAUCCUUUGUGUGAACCCUUUUCAGAGGGCAUAUCUGGUUUUGAUGGUACUUUAGCUACUAUUGAUUCCCGCAAGUUACCCGAUAUCGACACUGCUAUUCAGCUUCUUAGUCCCCGUCUUAUGGCCUUCGCCGAACGGUCUUGGACUGAGGCUAAAUGGGAGGAAUCUUUUAAGGGAGCAACACCUUACCAACCCCCAACGGGACAGCGUCAACCCCAAUUACCACCCUUAACUCCCCCCACACCAAUCCUGGACGUGGAUUUUGCCGAACAGGAGAAAGACUACCAACGAUUCAGAAACAUUGUUGGUGCGAGGGAGGUCGUGAGAUUGGCCUUUAAGAGACUCCCAGUGUUCUGUUCAGCCCCAGGAGCAAGGGUUGUUAAGGAAGGCGCAGUUUCGAAAUUACAAUCCUCCUGUAUGUACCCGAACAUGUUACUAUUCGCCAAGAACGAUUUAGGACAAUAUGAAGCACUGACAACUGUACCCAAUAAAAAUGUGACGAUCAAAUGCAUGUAUCAUUUGCCAAAGUAUAGAUCUCUUUUUGAUUGUCAAGAACAAAGAUUUGAUGCCAAUCUUGAUAAAACACCUUACGAACAUGUCAGUGAUCAUAUACAGCAAAGAGCCGACGCCAUUCGCAGAGAACAAGAGGCUGUCAGGCGUCAACAGCAACAAGCAUACUUGGCUCAGCAAGCCUUGAUAGCUAGACAGCAACAAGCAUUAUUACAACAACAGCAAGCACAACUACAAGCACAACAACAAGCACAGCAACAAGGACAGCAACAAGGACAGCAACGCCGUCAAGGUGCAAGUACUGCGCAACAAGGUAGAGGUCAAGUAGGUCAAAACCGCCAAGCUGGUGUCCAGAGAGGAGCGGGACUGGGAGGAAGGGCACAACAGCAAAGGAUGACGGGAUAAGUUAGUCAUGUUUGCAUAAUUGCAUAAGCUGGAUAUUUCCAAUGGUACCACUGUUUACAUUCAAGAAUCCAUGAUCGAAUACUAAUGUGGAAUUUUUUUAAAACCCUCUCGUGUGACUUUUGCACGAUUUAAAUAUUUUUACACCUUGUAAAAUUUUAUAUGGCGAUUUGACUUUUUUCUUGUGUAAUUACACAAUAGUUCUACUUGAAAAUCUGUUUCAGUUUUUCUAUUUUAUCCUUCAUGCUAAAUUGACUCUGUUUUGAAUUAAGUAUUCCACACUAAUGCCAUAUGUUCUUAGACUAAUGUAGCACGACAAUGUAUCUAUACUCAAGUAUGUAUAACUAGCUUGUGGUCCCUAAUAUUCAUAUUUAGAUAAUGAGAAUGGGAAUACGUGUCUUUUCUACAAAUGCAAACGAAAAUCGCUCACGUUAUAGUCAAUCAAUUUCUCUCCAUACUUAUUUGAGACUCUGAACAUUAUGUGAUUCACUGUCGGUGCUAUAUUCGUCAGUUUCCUGACAGAGUGUGGUAGUUGUAGACCUAUAUGUUGAUAGUAUGUUGGAUUCUAAUUUUUAUAUGCUUAUACAAACUGUUGAACUAUUGCAUACAAGUUAUGUGUGAUCUCAUGAAAGCUCAGUUAUGUUAAACAUGACAUCAUCCAGUGACACGCGCACGUUUGUGGUGCGUUAUUCAAUAAUGAUUGAAAUAAAAUUUGGAAAUGGGA
Molecule: messenger RNA, 3953 nt
Organism: Ostrea edulis (European flat oyster)
Lineage: Eukaryota; Metazoa; Mollusca; Bivalvia; Ostreida; Ostreidae
Product: putative beta-hexosaminidase
Exons: 9
Coding region: 143-3232 (1029 amino acids)
Biological process (GO): carbohydrate metabolic process; glycosaminoglycan metabolic process; ganglioside catabolic process
Cellular component (GO): membrane
Molecular function (GO): polysaccharide binding; beta-N-acetylhexosaminidase activity
Source: RefSeq, a predicted model, not a curated record